Messenger RNA from Perca fluviatilis (European perch), 2283 nucleotides. RefSeq lists its product as uncharacterized. NCBI's taxonomy places the organism in Eukaryota, Metazoa, Chordata, Actinopteri, Perciformes, Percidae. The record is from RefSeq and is a predicted model, not a curated record. The transcript is spliced from 4 exons. Bases 616 to 2283 code for a protein of 555 amino acids.
AAGUUGCUAGGAAGGUCACCUUUUCAUCUGGGACCAUGUCAUCAUAUGCAGUCAUGAAUGAGAACUGGAUGAUCCUUGGAUGGGUGAUGGUGCAGUCUGAGACAGAAAAGUCACUGAAGCCCAUGUAUGAAGGGAUUGCUGCGCAGCAUUUAAGGUUGCAGAAUCUUACACAGGAGAGCAUAUGAACUAGGAUGCUUGGACAACUACUAAUGGCAUUGUUGCUGCUGCCACUACUGGUGACCUGCUGAACACCUGUGCAUCAAGAUCCCACUACAAUGGAAACAUAAUUAUCAAGCUGGACUUGUUCCACUGUUUGAGACGGUUCCUCCGUGAGUGUGUGUCAGAGCAUCAUCCCCUGUACAGUUCCUUUGCUCAGUUCCUGUCGGCAGCCUUUUCAGUGGUGGAUCAGGAAGACCUGCAGAGGCUUAAAGAGGCAUAUGCCUUCUGUGGCGUUCAGCCUGCCAACCCAACAAAGGCACACAUUCAUGAGCACUGUAGGACCAGAAUUCCACAGCCUGAGGAGCUCGUCAAGAGAGUUGAGGGAGUUUUCCAGCACUUUUACCUCGCAACUGAUCCAAACGGCGUUCCUCUCUUCAAGCCCUCUAUGCUGAAGACAUGGCGCAUUCAGCGCAUACACAUCUUGCGCGGGUACUGAGUGAUCCUGAGGUUGAAGGUGGGAUCUUGUACAGGCACGGAGGAACACUGCAGCUAAACCACGUGCAGGGGGAAGGUACUAAAGUUCCUGUGUGGAUCCCCAUCAGAGGCACUUCACAGCAAGAGGGAUACCAUUUCCAUCAGGCUCAGUGGGUCACUGGUACACGCGUCUCCACAGAGCCGUUCCAAGCCCAGGGGAUGACAGGGGUGGCACGGCGGAAUUAUCAGCGCCUGGCGGACUUGAAACAGCCAGAUGUUCACCUCCCAACUGUCUUUGAUCCAGCUUUAAUGGCAGAACUAAAUGCAGUCUCUGAAAGAGUGCUGGGGCAUGUGAAGUAUGCGGCUUUUCAUUUCACUGGCAGAGACACUGGAGAGAAGUUUGGCUUGGAAUAUGUUGAGCCUAGUUGCCGCCCAGUUCCUCUAGACUGGGAUAAGCACAGGAGCAAGACAGACUUAACCCCUGCCCUAAAUCCCCCUCCUCAAAGCAGCCCACCCACUGCCCAGGCUGAGCUUCCUCAGUCAUCUUCCAGCUCACCAGCCAAGCUCUUUCAGUUUGCUGCAUGCCCUCCUGCUGUUAAACCAGAUGUGACUCCAAGUUCAACUCCUGAGCCUCAGACAGAGCCAGAAACCAGAAGUCCGCUGCCUCUCCCCUUGCUUUCCUCACCAUCUGGUGCUCGCACUGGACCUGUGAAGAUACGUGGGAGGGUGUUUGUGUUGGACCACAAGCGCUGGCCAACCCCUAUGAAAAAGGCUAUUGAUGACCUGCUUAAUAAACACCAUGGCCAGAAGGACAUGCUCAAGCUUGUAGACCAGGACUAUGCUGGUCUAGUUCACAACUCCUGUAAAGACCCAAACAGGAUGCUCCACCCAACAACCAAACUACAUAUUGCACAGUAUUUAAAGCACCUCAGCAAACUGUUAAACACCAGCUCCUCUUUAAACACCAGCCCGGAGAAACUCUGGCACUCUCUGACCAAGGGGAGUACGACUACCAGUGUGCCAGUUGUUACCACGCCUGCUGCAGUUGUUAAUCCACCACCACCAGUGCAGACCCUGGCCACACCUCUAACUCAAGACUCUAUUGAGAAAAUAGUAAAAAGCAUAAUGGACAAGCAGCAGCAACAACAGCUGGAACAAAAAAAGGCACAGACAAAAACAUGUCUUUCCUGUGGCCAGCCAAAGUCGAGGUAUGAGAAUGAUGGUUCUUCCAUCCACUUCUUUUACCAGCAAGGCCCUGUCAGGUAUGUCUACUGCUCCACUAAGGCUUUUAAAGCCUAUGGUGCUGAAGGUCUGAAAAAAACCCAAAUGCCCUUUAAUGACUUUUCACGGACAGUGUUCUUUCAGCAAGAAAAAGGUGGAGGACAGAGGACAGCAAAAGAGGAAAAGGACCACCACAGAGGAGGUCGCAAGUGUCGGUGUUGCAGAAUGGAACUGAAGCAGGGCCCAAACAGUCCUCAUAUUCACACUGGAUUCCCUGGAGUAGCAAGGAAGUACAUUUACUGCCCUGCUAAAGUCUUUUCUAUUUACAAAGACCAGGGCAUGGAGAAGGAGAUGACCUGGAAAGAGUUCCAGGAGUCUGCCUUUUAUAAGUCAGAAAAACUGCGGUGGGAGGUCGAAAAGGGAAAAUGA